GGGGAGGCCAAUCGGAGGGCAGAGCGCCGGCAGCAGCAGCUGUAAAAGAAUGGAGUCGCAAGCGCUGGACUCGGACUCGGGCGUGGACGAGUCUCUCGUCGCGCCGCUGCUGGAGCUCGGCAUCCCCGAGGUGGCGGCGCGGCGGGCUCUAGCGCUCACCGGGGGCCGCUCGGCCGAGGCGGCGGCACAGCUCUACUUCAGCAGCGGCCUCGAUUCCCAGGAAGAAGAGGAUGCACAAGGCAGCGGUUACUAUAAGAUGGUCUUUGUGGUGAACAUGGAGCUCUCCAUGGGGACUGGAAAGAUUGCCGCUCAAGUGGGGCAUGCUGCAGUUGGCCUGUUCCAGUUGUUGCAGGAGAAGUCGUCUCACAGGGACAUCAUCAACCAAUGGGAUGAACAAGGUGCAAAGAAAGUCGUACUGCAGGGUUCCAACACUGACCAGUUGCUGGAGCUGCACGCCUUGGCCCUGAGCCUGGAACUGCCAACAUACCUAGUGCAAGACGCAGGGAGGACCCAGGUUCCGACGGGCUCCCACACAGUCCUCGCCAUCAUGGGGGAGGAAGAGAUGGUGAACCAGGUGACUGGGCAGCUGAAACUGCUGAACUGAGAAGUGCUUCAGAGCGUGGCUCUGUCCGCCCCACGUGGAGUCCGCGGGGCCGCCGCCCCUGUGUGUGCGCACACGCUUUUCUCGUGGGAAGAGGAAGCUCCUGCCGACAGCAGUUCUCGAGGCCCGUCAGGGCAGCAUGCCGAACGGAGGGGUGGCUCUCCUUUACGAUAAGAGGAGCGCUCCUUUUCUCCCCCCCUUUUCUUUUUCUUUCCAGUAAGGCGGAGGCUUUAAAGCUCUCUCUCUCUCCCAGUUGGAUUGUUAGGGUUCUCUCCCCAGUGGCUCUGUCAUGGAUAUAGGUCUGCAUUUCCCAUACCGCCCUCAAACCAGGUGAGAUGAUGUACAGGUGUGGCCCAAACUUCCGUGUGGAGGGAAACCAUGAAAGGAAUGCCGGGGUCACCUGGCGACGGGAAGGCUGACCUUGUACCUAACGCAUCGCCGCCACUUGUCAGUCUCAUUUGGGGCAUUAUUAUUAUUAAUGAAGGAAUGAAGAUGCCGCAACCCCUCCGGACCGCUUAUUCUGUCGCUGAACUGCUCUUAGGAAGCUGUCGUUAUCUCUGUUUUAGCCAAAAGUAGUUGAAAUCCCUUGUCUUUGUAUUCCUGCUUGUGGACUGUUUUCCUAUCUUUGCGGAAUCCUUCCUGUUACCCUUUUCAGAUGACUUCAGGGGGUGGGGGGUGGAAAAGGAUUUUGAAAAUAGAGUUCGCAACGUACUAUCACGUCUCCAGCCAACGGAUGGGGGGUGGAAUAAGGAAUGGCUGUGCUGGACACAUCCAGGAAUAGGCCAUAGCUGACACAGGAGGGUUAAAUCAAACAUGGAGAACUUUUUUUCCCUGCUGGGGGGCUGUAUUCCUGGGUGGGUGGGGGCAAUCAUUAGGGCUGCAUGCUAGCAGUGGGUAGGAUCCGAGUCCAAAGUGGGUGGGAUACCGUCCUUUUCUCCCCUGCCUUCUCAUCUUCCCCACCCCACCCAAUUUUGCUCCUUUCCCAGCCACCCACAUUAAAUUAGGCUGUGAUGUUUGUCUGCCCACCCUUGGUUUAAAGCAGCAGAGAGAGGCAGCCAAAGCAGGGGUAGCCAACACGGUGCCCUCUGGUCGUUGCCGAAAUCCCAACUCUCAUUGGCCUCAGCCAGCGUGACCAAUAAUCUGGGGUGUGUUGGGAGUUGGCCGUUCAGCAAAAACCCGGAAGGCCCAAUGUUUGCUACCUAGCCUAGAGCUAAGGACCAAUGUAGAAGAGAAUGCAGCUUUGCUGGUGUUCGGCGGUGUGCGAUCCUUUCCUUCCCCUCCUGUCCGAUUAAAAACCCAAUGUGAGUGUUCCUGUUUCGGUAGAACAAAAGUAUUCAACGAAUAAAUGAAAAACAUGCCUCUUGA
Podarcis muralis (Common wall lizard) is the source of this 1966-nucleotide messenger RNA. RefSeq names its product putative peptidyl-tRNA hydrolase 2. Gene Ontology annotation, molecular function: peptidyl-tRNA hydrolase activity; protein binding. Lineage: Eukaryota; Metazoa; Chordata; Lepidosauria; Squamata; Lacertidae. Gene Ontology annotation, cellular component: cytosol. The record is from RefSeq and is a predicted model, not a curated record.